AUGGCGCAAGAAGAGAAUGGUCAACAGUCGGACCAGCUGGGGUCUGAGAACUGGUUGAGCCAUUUCGAAAGCCAGUGUCUCCAAGAGCUGGACACAGAGGCCAACAUGGAGGAGAGACUGCAGACGGAAAGAGAAUACGCCGCACAAAAACUCUGGUCGGCUUUUCAAAAUUCGGCCACUGCUAUUGCUCAGAUGUAUCGAGAUCGACACCAGGGUAGAUCCCUGUGGGGUCCAUUUCGAAAUGCAGCUACAGCAGUUACUGAUAUGUAUAAAGAUAGUAUAGAUACAUUAAGAGUAUGUAUUGAUGUGGGAGUGCAAUGUGGUAAGCAACAUAGAACCAAGGACAUUAUUGCUUGGGCCAAAAAGAAACGGCGCCACAUACGCAGAGAAGAGCUUCUGGCUUUUCUGUGUGGAAAGAACCCACCUUUGCGUAACCGAAGCACAUCAACAGGAAAAACGGGAGCUUGGAUGACAAAAGACUGGCCCUCCCAACGAUUAGCACACUGCGGUGGCAGGGAUUUGGAAGAAGAUAACGACACAGAGUUACAGGCAUUCAGUGAUGCAUUGGCGUUGCAAGGUUUGAAUGGUGCUAUGUCAAAUAUUAGUGUAGGUUAUCUACCUCAUGGUGGUGGUACAUUGAACAGCAGGAACAUGGAGGAUCUUAACAGGUUCAUACUUGAUGAAAUAUCCAGACAUUCUGAUUCGCGCAAGAGAAGUCCUCCAACAGAUGGCAUGGACUCUCCUUCUCGAAAAAAAAGUCGCAUAAUUUAG
Molecule: messenger RNA, 771 nt
Organism: Acanthosepion pharaonis
Lineage: Eukaryota; Metazoa; Mollusca; Cephalopoda; Sepiida; Sepiidae
Source: the annotation of a GenBank genome assembly